AUGGCUGAAGUAGAUGUUGAGAAACAGCGCAUGGUUGCUGUAAAGUCGUCAAGACGGAAGUUCUGGGGCAAACUACUGUUAGUCCUCUACAUAGUGUUUAUCGGCUUUGAUAAUACCUAUUUGGGCAGUUCGUUCUCCCCAUUCAGUUUCAUUCCUGGCUUCUUUAACAGUGAAGAAACAGGAUUGAAUUGUCCAGCAAAUAAGCCAUUGACUCCAGAUUUCAAGAACUCGCUAGAUACUAUCUUAUUCGACCCUGAAUACAAGGACAAGUCGAUUAAAAGAUUGUCAAAUGCCGUCAGAAUUCCUACUGUGGUGCAGGAUAUUAACCCUGAUCCUAAAGAGGACAUUGAAUACUACAACAAUUUCUUCAAGCUACAUGACUACUUCAAGGAUACUUUCCCAUUGGUUCAUAAGAACUUGAAACUAGAGAAAGUGAAUGAAGUCGGUUUGUUAUAUACUUGGGAGGGCUCCAAUAAGGAAUUGAAGCCUCUGUUGUUCAUGGCACAUCAGGAUGUGGUCCCUGUCAAUAAUGACACCUUGGAUCAGUGGACUUAUCCACCUUUCGAAGGUCAUUACGAUGAAGAGAAUGAUUUUGUUUGGGGCAGAGGCUCAAAUGAUUGUAAGAACCUCGUAAUUGCACAAUUUGAAGCUAUUGAACAACUUCUAGAAGAUGGAUUUAAACCAAACAGAACUGUCCUUUUGUCCUUUGGAUUCGACGAAGAAGCUGGAGGUCAAUUAGGUGCUGGGCCAUUGGCACAAUUUAUCAGAGAAAGAUAUGGUGAUGAUAGUUUGUAUGCCAUUUUGGAUGAAGGUGAGGGCCUAACCAAAAUUGAUGACAACACUUAUAUUGCCGCUCCGGUCAAUGCUGAAAAGGGUUACGUUGAUGUCGAGAUUACUGUCAUGGGCAAAGGUGGCCACUCAUCUGUUCCACCAGAUCAUACAAACAUUGGUAUUGCUGCAAAGAUAGUUACUUUGAUUGAAGACAAUAAAAGUCCAUUUAAAAUGACAUUGGAUAAUCCAUUGUAUGGUACUCUGGUGUGUGCAGCAGAACACUCUACCAAGAUUGAUGCACAGUUCAGAAAAACUAUAUUGGCUGCUCGUAAAUGUAAGAGCGCCAUGAAGAGACUAACAAGGGUUAUCGCUGGUAUCCCAAUUCUUCGUGACUUAAUAAGAACAACGACUGCAGUCGAUAUUUUUCAAGGUGGUGUCAAGGCAAAUGCUCUGCCAGAAAGCGCCAAAUUCUUGGUUAAUCACAGAAUAGACUUGAAAUCUUCCGUUGAAGAGACUUUACAAGAGGAUAUAAAAAUGGUCCAGAAAAUAGCUGAAAAGUACAAUUUUGGUGUAACAAGAGAUGGUGAACAAAUCAUUCGUCCAAUCACUGAGAAUGGUAGCAUCGAUGUAUCCAUUUCUAAAGCUUUAGAACCAGCUCCAAGAUCGCCAACCUCAGGUAAAGUGUGGGACAUUUUGGCAGGAACCGUUGUGGAUGUAUUUGAAAAUAAUUUCUUUAAGAAGGAUAAUGGCUCUGUAUAUGUAACAAGUGGUUUAUUUUCUGGUAAUACAGACACCAAGCAUUAUUGGGUUUUAUCGCCAAACAUUUACAGAUUCAUUGGUUCAGUGAUCGACCCAGAAUUGGCUAAGACAUUACAUUCAGUUAAUGAGCAUGUUGACAUGCCAGGACACUUAUCUGCUGUGGCAUUUGUUUAUGAAUACAUAUUGAAUGUAGACCAAUAUGGAGAUGAGUAG
Nakaseomyces glabratus is the source of this 1743-nucleotide messenger RNA. It is a transcript of the gene CPS1, whose product is annotated as Gly-Xaa carboxypeptidase. NCBI's taxonomy places the organism in Eukaryota, Fungi, Ascomycota, Saccharomycetes, Saccharomycetales, Saccharomycetaceae. Gene Ontology annotation, molecular function: metallocarboxypeptidase activity. The record is from RefSeq and is a predicted model, not a curated record. Gene Ontology annotation, cellular component: fungal-type vacuole lumen.